This is a messenger RNA of Adineta ricciae, 2574 nucleotides long. Lineage: Eukaryota; Metazoa; Rotifera; Eurotatoria; Adinetida; Adinetidae. The record is from the annotation of a GenBank genome assembly.
AUGUGCUUUGGAACAAGUUCAGGACGACUUAGUCAACUAGCACAUUAUGGACCAAUCGGUGCCAUUAUUUUGAUCAUUUGGAUAACAAUCAGUGGAUAUCACUGCCUUAUUCAAUGGUAUCCACCAGACAUCAAAGAUCCAUUAAGUAUAAUCAACUUUCUUAUUUACUGGAUAUGGCCUGUUAUAAUUUUCUACAAUUACUUCCGUGCUAUUUUUGUUGGACCAGGAUUCGUACCGAAAGGAUGGAAACCAGCAAAUCCUGAAGAUGAAAAAUACUUGCAGUACUGUGAUGUUUGUGAUGGUUUUAAAGCUCCACGUGCACACCAUUGUAAAAAAUGUGGGAAAUGUGUUAUGAAACUUGAUCAUCAUUGUCCAUGGAUAAACACAUGUACUGGACAUUUCAAUCAUGCAAACUUUUGUUGGUUUUUAUUCUAUGCAAUACUUGGCUGUAUCCACGCACUGAUUAUGCUUUGUCCAUGUAUUUAUCGUGCACUGUUCGUGCAAUACUAUGUAUAUGCUCGAGUUAAAGAUGUUCCACUUAUUUAUUUCACAUUCACCGGUCUCAUAUCAUGCAUACUUUCCAUUGGUCUUGCACUUGGUGUCAUAAUUGCCGUAGGAUUUCUUUUAAUUGUUCAAUUACGAAGUAUCAUGAAAAAUCAAACUGGUGUGGAAAGUUGGAUAUUACGUAAAGCAAAAGAUCGAAAUCAUCGACGGGCAGUGGAAUUUAUCUAUCCAUAUGAUCUUGGUUUCAAAGAAAAUCUUCGACAAGUUUUCAAUUGGCGAGAGACAUUCAAUGUUAUCGGCAAUGGUUUAAUAUGGCCUGUACGCGACGGUACUGACGAAUAUGCAUUAACACGCGAACAACUCGAACAAAAAUCAGAAAAACGUCAACGUACCAUGCGCUAUGAAGUCGUUCAACCUUACAAAGGUGCGUUCAUAACCUUACGUUAUGGCUUACGAACAUGUAUAUGUAUUCCUUGUACGGAUGAAUUUCGUAUACCAAUUGAAAAAGGUGAUUAUGUUCUUGUAACACGUUGGGAAAGAUAUUGGUUGUAUGGCGAACGUGUCAUUGCUGGUCAACUGGAUAAAAACAACCAGGAAAUGAAAACACGCCGACGUGGCCAUCGUCGUCCGCGUGGCUGGUUUCCACGUUGUUGUGUGUAUGAAGCAUUUCGAAUCGAAGAUCUUUGGUCAGGGAAACUUGAUCAGAACAGUGAUAUUGUUCGUGCACAAUUUGACAACAUUGGGCCCGAAGGUUUCGACGAUAACAAGAAUGCAGAUGAAGAAGAAAAGGAGCAGACCGAUGAUACGCCACCGACAACUCCGAAGAAAUUAAGAAAAAGAAAAUUCCAAAACGACUCCUCCGAUCAACACAAUUUGAACAUUCUUCGCAUACAAACAAUACCAAUGACUUCACCAGGAAAAGUAGUGAAAACAAAAUUAUUCAUUGGUAAUCUUGAUCCAGCAACUCAACCUUCUGAAUUAUCUGAACUGUUUGGACCGUUUGGUACAGUACUCGAAGCAUCUGUGAUCAAAGAUUAUGGUUUUGUGCAUUUUGGCUCAGUUGAAGAAGCGGAGAAAGCAGCAGCAGCCUUGAACAACAAAGAGUUCCAUGGGAAAAGACUACGUGUUGAACUCUCGACGAGUACCGUGCGACAUCGACCUGGUCAACCAGAACCUCCCAGUGCUUUGAGAAAUUCUCGUGCUCGUGCUGCUGUAAUGACUGCUGGAAAUGGCGUUUCUCGUUAUAGUCCAGCUAUAACACCUGGUGGCGUUGGCCCAAUGCGUCAUAGUGCAUCAGCAUGGGCUCGUGGUGAUGCACGUCCAUAUGACGGUAUUCCCAUGGAUUCCAAUGCAAUGAAUACUGGAUAUGGUCCACCACCCGCUAGUUAUGACCGUCCACGAUCGUAUGAUGCGCGACCCGAUCCUCGAAAUUACUAUAAUGAUAGACAUGAUAGUGGUUACGGUUCUGGAUAUGAUGCAAUUCGUGAUAAUAUGUAUGGUGCACCAGGUUAUGCGACUGCGAGUGGUGGAGGAGGCAGUAGUGGGGGUGGCGGAAGUGGACCGACUGGAAUGUAUUCUGUACGUGAUUAUCCUGAUUUACCGCCAGCACAUGUUCGACCUGAUGCCACUGGCUAUGGCGCCAAUCGAAUGUACGACCGUAAUCCAGGUACAUCACCUAUGGAUCCAUAUUAUGGCGGCGGUUUACCUCAAGCACCGCCCACAUCUGUCGAUCCAUAUAACUAUGAUCCAUACCAAAAAUAUUAUGCCAAUCGACCGCGCGAUUCCGAAUAUCCACCAAUGCCACCUACUCAAAGUUCAGCACCUCCACGUGAGUAUGAUAUGUAUACAAACUAUCGGAGUGAUCCCUAUGCAGCAGCAGCAGCGUCUGGUCAGCCGCCAUCCUUUCGACAUGAUGUGCCUGUCGCCUAUCCACCACAACAGCAUCAAGCGGCUUAUCCACCACCAAAUCAGUCAAGACAACAGCCAGUGUAUGGAAGCGCACCAGGUGCACAUCCAUCAUCGUAUGCGCCACCUCUCGCCCAAUACUAUGGUGCUCAACAACGCGCAUAG